Racocetra persica is the source of this 1075-nucleotide messenger RNA. The record is from the annotation of a GenBank genome assembly. NCBI's taxonomy places the organism in Eukaryota, Fungi, Glomeromycota, Glomeromycetes, Diversisporales, Gigasporaceae.
AUGUUACCAGAAAUCAUUAAACAUGUUCAUUCUUAUUGGGAAAGACCAUAUACAAAAUGGGGAUUAAUUACGUGGGAGAAUUUUUAUGCUAACAAAUAUCCAAGCAAGACAAAACAAGAAUCACACGAUUCUUUCCGGUGCGAUUUAGAUGUUUUACUAAGUAAGCUUGAGCCGAAGACUGGUAUACAUGAUAAAGCCUUAGCUUUAAAAAGGGAUUUUUUAAACCUAAAGAAACGAAAAAGGUACAACGAAAAAGAAAAUUCCAUUAAUGAAAAUGACCCAAAAAAAACUAAAUACGAAAUUUCUACAGAAAGAAGGUUUCCUAACAAUAUUUCAUCGUGGAAUAAUUUUAAUUCUGAAGUACAAUCAUGGAACCCAGAGUCUGUGAAUAUAUAUAAAACACCAACCUUCAGCUCACGCACGAUCACAUGUGAAAAGGACAUAUGGACCGCUGCUGAGAUCAAUAUUCAUGACGUUCUAACCCCCCUGAAUAGAUCUAUAAGUUUUCUGGACGGCCGUAGUUUGCCAAAUGUAAUUGGAGAACCUGACUUCAUAGUGGUCAAUAAAAGCUAUACAGUAUUGAUGCCAAUUGAAUAUAAAACAUGUUGGGUCUUAAGAGUACCUUCCAAUAAACAUAUAGUUGAUCUUUAUCUGCAUGAGAAAGAUGUUCAAGAAGGAAAUAUCACAGGCUCCAAACACACUUCGGCUUAUGAUGCGAUAAAUCAAAUCUAUGGUUAUAUGUGUGUCAAUAAGUUGCGCUAUGGAGUUUUGUCAACAUUUGACCAAACGUUUUUUUUAAAAAGAAAUGUAAAAGGAAAUAAGGGCUUUUUACAAAUAUCGGAUGCUGUUACUAAUGUAUCAAUAGAGCCUACGUUGCUCAAAUCUAUCUCAUAUAUAAUUUCCCUUUCAUCAAAUAACCGGUAUUCCAAGUUUAUUGAUAAGCCAAUUAUGAUUACUAAAGAAUUAUCACCCGACACGUCCGAAGAAGAACAGAAGAACAUUAUAGCAUAUAAAUAUAAAGGGAAAAAAAUAUCUACAACAAAAGAACCAAAUGUUUUGACUCGAAAUCGAAGCC